This is a messenger RNA of Bombyx mori (domestic silkworm), 9325 nucleotides long. RefSeq names its product ATPase family AAA domain-containing protein 2. Gene Ontology annotation, molecular function: ATP hydrolysis activity; chromatin binding; ATP binding. Bases 1440 to 5162 code for a protein of 1240 amino acids. Gene Ontology annotation, biological process: positive regulation of transcription by RNA polymerase II. The record is from RefSeq and is a predicted model, not a curated record. Gene Ontology annotation, cellular component: nucleus. NCBI's taxonomy places the organism in Eukaryota, Metazoa, Arthropoda, Insecta, Lepidoptera, Bombycidae. The transcript has 28 exons.
UCAAAAUUGCGGGAAUUUUUGACAUUUGUCAAUAAAAACAUCGUGAAUUGUGAAAUUCAUUUGAGAUCAGUGAAAUUUAUUGAUUUAACAGGUCUUUUACUCUGUCUAAUUAUAGGAACCAUAACUUAAUAAUGUUUUACGAAAUUUAAUUGAGCUAAUUGGUGAGUUUGUAUACUAAAAAAAUAGUCGAAACCCACUAGUACGUAGCGAAUUAACAUGGCGUUUCGGAUCGACAUGUGCGGAUGAUAAAGUACGUUCUUUGUGGUUUUGUUCCAUUUAAUAUUAAUUUGUUGAGAAUCGUAUUCGAGUUGUUAAUUCGUUGGAGUGUCCCUAGCAUUAUUCAUUAGUUACAUAUUAAUUCCGUGAGUUUGUAUGUAGAAUUACGACACAAGUACUGCAAUGGUGAAAACCCGUCGCAGUAAUGGAGAGAACGGGGAGGUUGACGAUGGGAAUUACACUGUAAACGUCGUGGGCAGCAUCUCAGAUGAGAAGGUGACACGCUGUGUAACAUGCCGUUUGAUUUUGCGAGAAUUCCGACCUUUUGCUUUUGUUUAGAACACCAUUUUGUGAGCACUUCCUGUGCCCAUUUUCCUUAUUGUUGCUGCAAUUUUAUUGCAUGAAAAAUGUAGUGCUCCUAGUUACUUAUGCUAAGUAAGUGUUAUAUUACUUUUAAAUGAACAAAAAAAACAUAAAUCUCACAAUGUAAAACUAAGUAACAGUAAAAUCAUCAAUGAAUGUGAAAUGAAAAUUCUUCCUAUACAUUUUUGUCGUCUAUUUAAACUAUUAGUGCAGACAAAGAAUAUAAAGUAAAUUGAAUUCACUGCAAGAAAAUGAUUUUCUUAUUUAUUUUGGUUUUAGCCAAGAAUGUUUAAAAAGUGCAUGGGGUUUUGUGGCUGUUAUGAAGUUACUAGUUUUAAUGCAUGUCUCUUAUUUAAAGAAGCCCAUAUCUGAAUGGUGCCACUCUUGUUAGACUACAAUAAAAAAAUAUAAAAUAGAAGCAAUACUUAGAUGUUUAUUUAUGAUCAUUUUACUAUGGAUUUUGAUUUACCAAGAUUAAAACUUCUUAUUACUUAAUUAUAUAUUUAAAUGUUAUAAAAAUGGUAGGACAGCUUAUUUCUCUUCAAAAUAUUCAUCAUUUAUGUUUAAACAAAAUAUCAAUAAUAGUUCUUAAUAUGUAAAAUAAAAUUGUGAAUAUUUAUGAAUUUUAAAUAAGAAAUUGUUGUGUAGCUGUUGAUUGGCAGUUGAGCUCACAUCUAAUUGUUGGAGUUGGUUACUGUAGCCUAUAGAGAUAAUAACUUGAAUAACACCUACCUUGACAAGCGAGUGUCAAUAAGUUGGUGUCUAACUGGACCCAGCGAGAGCUGAGGAGCAGUCAGUACAAAGUUACCAGGAAGAUCCAGCGCUGGCCUACUAAAUAUCGCAAGCGUAGAACCAUAAAAAUGCCACGAAUCGUUUUCCCUGAAAGCGAUACAGACCCUGAGAAGUACUCGAGGCGUUCACGACAAGUAAGAGUGUUUUUUGCUGAUGAUAAUGACACAACAAACAGGAUCCGUCGUAGUCGAGCGCCCAGGAAGAAUUACAUGGAAGACAGUGAAGACAAACCAAUACAGGAAAAUGUCAGAAGAAGUUGCCGCAAGCGCAAACUGCUCCAUCACAAUUUCAACGAGAGCUGGAUCACUAAUGAACUAAAAGUGAAAGGAUACCCAGACUUGUAUGGCUUUCCUGGUUCCAGUUCAUCUGAUGAAUUCACUUCUGGCGAUGAAGCGAGAGUUUCUUCCAAGAAAUUGACUCCGAAUCACCCACAAACGAACACAGAUGAAGACACGCAGCUGUCGAGACAGCGUCGUACUUCAGCGAGGUUCACCAACAAGAAGAAUAAUGGUGGUACUGAAUCGGAUUCAGAAGAUGAAAAUAAUCAAACGGUUAUAGAAAAGAAACCGGCCAACGGUAUCGAAGUAAACAAGGCUGAUGAUAAGUUGAUGCACGUCGACAACGGAUGUAAGAGUGAAAACUUAAAGACUGAAAGAGAGACGGUGCAGGCACAGGACAGUGAGAGCAACCAACCACCCUCGAGAUCUACCAGAAGGAAACCGAGAGGUAAACCGAAGAAAGACGACAGCCAGAACGAGACUGCGUCGGAGACGUCGUCGACGGAGUCCGGCAGCGAGCUGACGCUGGGCCGCCAGCCGCGCCGCUCCAAGCGCACCCGGAAGCCGCGCUCUGCUUUCGUCGAGAUCGCGCCCGCAGAAACACGGGCCAGAGCAAAGACAUUCACAAUAAGAAAGAAACCGUACAGUUUGAGAGAGAGAAAACCAAAGAUAUUACGCAGGAAAACGAUCAGAUCACAAUCGCCUUCAAGCAGCAGCACCACCAGCACCUCCAGCUCCGAUACAGAAGAAGACCUCAAUGUUUCUAUGAAAAACAAAACGAAGGGCAGGCAAAAAUCUAAAUCAAUGGAUGAUAAGAAAACAGAUAGAGCUUUGAGAGAUAUACAGCCGGUAGAAGUCGACGGUAGCGUUAGGUUUUCAUCGGUUGGCGGACUAGAAGAGCAUAUAAAGUGUCUCCGAGAGAUGGUCUUGUUCCCCCUCAUGUAUCCGGACUUGUUUCAAAAGUUCAAAACUCGACCAGCUAAAGGAGUUCUGUUCCACGGCCCUCCCGGAACUGGCAAGACGUUGCUGGCGAGGGCCCUUGCUAAUGAAUGCAGCUUAGUGGGAGGAAGGAAGGUGGCGUUCUUCAUGAGGAAAGGAGCCGAUUGCUUGAAGAAAUGGGUCGGCGAGAGUGAAAGACAUUUGAAGUUGCUUUUCCAGCAGGCCAACAAAAUGAAACCGUCUAUUAUAUUCUUCGACGAGAUCGACGCCUUAGCUCCGGUCCGCAGCGUGCGGCAGGAGCAAGUGCACACCAGCGUCGUCGGCACCCUGCUGGCUGAGAUGGACGGACUCUGCGACAGGGGGGAGGUGGUGAUAAUAGGUGCGACGAACCGUCUGGACGCGGUGGACCCGGCGCUGCGGCGUGCGGGCCGCUUCGACCGCGAGCUGCACUUCCCGCCGCCGCACGCCGCCGCGCGCCGUGACAUCCUGCACAUCUACACGCGGGACUGGCAGCCGCCGCCCGCCGCGCGCACCCUCCACCACGUCGCAGAUAUGGCCAGCGGAUAUGGAGGUUCCGAUUUGAAGGCUCUGUGCUCCGAAGCGGUGUUGAAGGCGCUGAGGCGUGUCUACCCACAAGUCUACGAGAGUGAAUAUGCAUUGCUUAUUGACGCUAAAAAUGUGGAAGUGAGCAAGCAAGACAUGUUGGAGGCGAUGCGCAGCCUGGUGGCGGCCGGCGCCCGCAGCAGUCCGCCGGCGGCGCGCCGCCUGCCCGCGCACAGCGAGCCGCUGCUGCACGCCCAGCUCGACGCCGCUAUGCACGUGCUCAGGAACGUCUUCCCGCACCACACUGACUCCGAGAAGAGGAUUAGUGGUUCACUAUCGUCGAGUGCCAUGUUGAUAACAGGCGAAUGUGCUGAGACGCAUUUAGCUCCAGCCCUGUUGGCGCAGUUGGAGCACUGCACCGUGAAGGAACUCAGUAUGUCAACUUUACAUUCAGCGCACACUUUCACUCAAGAGCAGGCUUUGAUAUCGGUAUUCUCAGAGUGUCGUCGCGCGGACCGCGGCUGCGUGUUGUACGUGCGCGACGUGGCGGCGGUGUGGGCGUCCCUCGCACCCGGGCCGGGCGGGGCGCUGCUGCUGCAACUGUGGCGCGCCCGGGCCGCCGGGGACGACACUCUGCUGCUCGCCACUUCGUCGGUACAGCACGACGAGCUGCCACAAGAGAUACAAGAACUGUUCCCGCUGCACAAGGAGUGCGUGUACCGCGUGCGCGAGCCGAACGCGUCCGAAGUGCUGUCGUUCUUCGAGCCGAUCUUAGCCGAAGCGCUGUUAGAUCCACCUCCGAUCGAAAACAAUGAGCCGCCACCUCCAUUGCCUAGAGCACCUCCCCCUCCCCCUCCACGUGAAAGCGAAGAAGAGGUGUCGCGGCGAAAACGCAAGGAGGACUACAAGUUGCGGGAGCUGAGGAUAUUCCUGCGCGACAUAUGCAGGAAGCUCGCUUCGAACAGACGCUUUUACAAGUUCACUAAGCCCGUUGAUUUGGAAGAGGUAACAGACUAUUUACACAUCAUUAAGCAACCCAUGGACCUAGAGACGAUGAUGACCAAGGUCGACCUGCACAAAUAUAACUGCGCCAAGGAAUUCCUCGAUGACAUCGAUUUGAUAUGCGCGAACGCCUUGGAGUACAACCCUGAUAGUGCCUUUCAAAGGGCUAGAGGGAUGUCUAGAACGUCGUCCGACAAGCAGAUCCGUCACGAGGCGUGCUCGCUGCGGGACCACGCGCACGCGCUCAUCGACGUGGAGAUGGACAGCGACUUCGAGCUGGAGUGCCAGGAGAUUGCGAAGCGACGCCGCGACGAGGGGAACGAGGCCGAGGACCUGCCCGACUUUAUAUACACCGCUUCGAAUCUACCACAAGGCUUGGAUUCGCUGCUCAACAAUGACGACAGUAAAUCACCGCGGACUCCUCAGAAUGGAGACAAAGAAGCGCAUUCGGCGAAACGUAAACGCAGACGCAUGAACGCGUGGUCUAAAGGUUUGGUGGCUAAAAGACCGAAGACGCAGAAGAGUUUAAAGGACCAAAGCGUGCUGGGCGUCACGGAUGAGGAGUGCAAAGAGAACAAGCCGGUGACGUCGACGCCGCUCCCAAACGGCUCCCCCUCCCCCUCCUCCUCCAGUUCCGGCUCCGACGACGACGUGCCGCUGCGGCGGCCGCGCCACGACGCCGACACCAUGUGCAACAUUACCGUGCGACACAACCACGUUAUCGAGAGUCCAACAAAGUCAACAGAGAAACCUUCGACUAAAACAUCACCAAAGAAAAGAAAUUCGGGAACCGAGGCCGCGAGUGGAGAUGCAGAGAAAGUACUGAUCAAUAAGACUGAAUUAAAAAAUGUUGUAUUUAUGAACGCGAAGGCCCUGAGGUAUAUCGGACUGAGCGCGUUGCUGGACUUGCACUCGCAACUGACCAAGAUUGUACGAGAAUAUUCAAACAAAUACGACAGAACUAAACUACCGCAAGAAAUGAGUAAAGUCAUCGCUAGGUACGUGCAGCUACUCGAAAAAGUAUGUUGAAUUUGAAUUUGUUCAAUUGAAAACGGUCGGUUUCUGUUUGUCGUCCGGGUUUCGUUCGAAGGUUAUAUAGCCAGAUUCGUAAAUUCAAAUUGAAUGAUGGAAUUUCGGUAAUCUGAGAUUAUUAUAAUUGAGAGGGCCAGAGUUUUCUUUUUUAAGCAUUAAUUACUCUGCUUAGUGUUGUUCGUUAGGCUGGACUGUCGACAGCAAUGCUGGCGGUAGUAAUAAAAUUAAUAACCCUCAAAACCCCUUAAAACAAGACAAAUUAGUUUUAGGGGCAAAUUUUUUUGCUGAGAAUCAAAUUUAGAAAUAAAGUAUUUUGUUUGUGCUGCCAUCUAGCGAUAAGUUGGUGUUCUAAUUGUUGCCAGAUACAAAAAAAAAAGACUAAAUUACAAUAAUUUCAAAGUUACGGAGGAGUAUUAAUGAUUGGUUUUGGAAUGAACAUUCCGGUCUUUGAAAUACAUUUUAGUAAAAAAAAAAAAUUGAGGUUGUAUUGUUGAAUGAAAAUGUACGAAAAAUUGAUGUCGAUUGUAGGAUAGAUUAAGGUUUUUGACUAGCUAAUGUCACGCAGAAAGGAACAAUUUUAUCUAAACCUAAAUUUUAGUAACAUAUAUGUCUCUGCUUUAAGUUAUAUACUAGAUUUUGUAACCAACAAUAAGUUUUUUUAUGUAAUUUUUUUUUUAACUCAUACGUUUCUUGAUUACUGGUUAGUUUCUACGUGACAACGUCCGGGGUACUAAAUCGAAUUGUUGCCGAAGGAUUUGUAAAUAAUUGAAAUUGAUUAUUACUAAACCAUUCAUUUUUUAAUGAGGAAAAAAUAUUUUGCAUUCCUAAAGAGCCAAAUACAAUAAUUACAGGUAAUAUUAUGUUGCUUACAUUGAUGAAAUAUUAUUAAACGAAAAUAAUAUAAUUUAAACCAACAACUAAUUAAUUAGGUAUGUAUCAUACACAUUUGAUUACAAAAUAAAUUUAUGGCAGACAAUUGCAAACCAGAAAAAUAACUUAUACAUACAAAAUAAAUUAGCAAGAUAAUAGUGUAACGACAAUCAUCAAAAAGAAAUGUAGAUGGUUAAAUAACACAUGAGCUUUGAAUGCAGGACCCCCUUUUUAUUUGACGUUGAAUAAAAUCUAUUCGUUUUUUCUUUAAUGUCAAAUGUCUUUAUGCGAAUAAUGUUUGAAUUACAAAGUUUUUAUUUCGAAAUUUAAAAUCGAAUAGGUUUACACAUAUUUGUUAUUGUAUUUAACAAAUUAUUUCAAAAUUUGUAAAUUGUAAUAGAUUAAUUUAUAUUAAACAUAUAAUUGCCGAUAUGGGGCAAUUUAUGGGCUCGCAUAGGUACGUACCAUCUUGCCUGUCCACCUACAUAAAAUAGCAUGGAAGUUUGUUAGUUUAAACUUUUUCCGCAACUAGAGUCUCGACCAAUAUUAGUAUUUACUCAAUGUAAGUGACAUUUCAAAAAUAAAUCUAGGUUAGGUUAAUAUAAAAGUUUUAUGCCCACUGGUCUGUGAUAAGUAGAUGAGAGAGAAAUGAAAAAACUGUAAAUAACAUUAUGUAUUCGCUCCGUGUCCGUACAAAUUAUCUCCUGUGUUACCAUUAAAAAGUGUUAAUUAUAAUAAAAUUAAUUAAAAAGUAUUAAUUACAAUAAAAGUAAUACAAUUUGGCUUUUUAGGUUUGAUUACCAAAUAAAAAAAUAAAAAGUAACAUACCAAAUAAGCUUGUUCUAUAAAUUUAAUUCUGCCUCUAGUUUCUAGUUAGUACUAACUUUAUCGAAUAAGUUUUAUUUUUAAUUAUUAUUAUAAUAAAUUAUUGACAUUUCUCGAUGUUAAGGUAUCGGACUCGAAUUUUCAUGUCGACAAUGAUAUUGUUUCGUUUGAAAAUAUUCGUAGCAAAUAUUUAGCGGGUAUCGGGUAAUGAAAACUACGAAAUAUAUGUGAUUCUUUAUUUUUUUAGACUUCGGCGUGACUAUUUUACCAUAUCAACUAAAUAAACCCAUUCCUUGACUCGGCCGCUACUAAUGUUCCUGCGACAAAACCUCUGUUGCAGUAGUGCCAACAUUAAACAAAAUCUAUACAAACUUCUACAAAGUCUAAGUCUAACUAAGUACAAAGUUUACAAGUUUUGGGGUAUUGGUACCCGGACAAUAAAAGAUUACUGACUCGAAUUAUAUACAAAGGUCAGUGAAACACUGCCGUAAGGAAGAUUGAUUUUUUUAAAAUAAUUUAGACGAAGCAAUGUCAUUGUGAUAAUGUUUAAAUAAAUGUGUAUUUAAUGUGAGAUAUAUGUAAUCGGUGUGAGCGUAUUUAUUGGAAUGUUGGUUAAUAUUGAAAAAAAAAAAAAUUAUUAAAAACUUAAAUCGAUACGAUUGUAUAAUGUAAUUUUUGAACUGAAUACAAAUAACUGCCAUAGGAAAAUGUUAAAAUAACUAUUAGGGACGUCCGUUUUUAUUUUUAAUUGUUACAUACGUUUUGUACCUUAAUACAAAUAGUAUUAGUUCUAAUUUAGCUGUUUGAUUACACAGUGCACAUUUACACAGGGUGUACAGAGACUAUUACCGUAGUUAUAACAGGAAUUAACUUACUGUAGGAACGUGCACUGGAAACACAUGUACAUUUACUAAGCAAGGCCAAUUGUAUUAAAACGUUAAGAAAGUUCAAAUUUAACGAACCCGUAAUGUAUUAUGAAUCGUGAUUGUGUUACAUUGCGCGUAAAAUUUUUGUAGUCACCGGCUUUGUCACAUGGCUUUGUUUUCGAAAUUGAUUGGUAAUACCUCCUGUAUACUGACUUCGCUCUUUCUAUGACUUUCAUAAAACCUAUAUUAUUGAAAUUGAAUGUUGGACACGGUACUUACUGAUUUGUAAUGUAGAUUUAAAAAAAAAACAUCCUAAAUGGUCUUUUUCAUUCAAAUUUUUUAAAAUUAUUCUUUCCUAUUUAAACGGAUUUUUUUAUCAAUUCAUUUCUAUGUAUGAUUUUACUAUAUUUUAGUAUAAAAUAAAAUUGAUUUUGAAUAAAUUUUCAUUGAAAUAAUAAAAUAUUAAACAUCAAUUAACUAUUUGUUCCAUGUUUUGAUUGUAUUAAAUAGUAUUAUACGCAUUGAUGAGUAGUUAUAUGAUUAAUUAAAAGUAAACUCAUAAAAAGAUUUCAAAUAAAUUAUUUUUUUGAUAUACCAUAGAUUCUACGACAUGGCGACAGUGAGAUUUUGAAAAUCAUGCUCUAAACUUUUUGAGAAUUGAUAUAAUUUUUGUUUUAUUAUUAAUGCCACAAAAGUUGAUGUGGCAUCCUCAAAACGUUUCUAUAUAGGUUAACGUAGAUUUGUUCAAUGAUUCGGUAAAUAGACGUAUGUAAUAGAUUGACAAGUCAGUUUAAUAGUUUUGCUUACUAAAGAUGAACAUGAGUAUUUACCUGAGUACUUUGUAAUAAAAUUAAUUGUACUGGUGUUCAGGCAUACCGAGUGAAGUCAUAGCAUAGAAAAUUAAAAGAGGCACAAGUUGGAAUUGCCCUAAAAUUAUACUGUGUGCGGCUCGUGUGGCUCUUUUUACUGAUGGCAACACAUCUUUGCUGUGUGCUCUGUGUUUUCGGUGUAGAUAUUCUAUUUGGUUGAUUUGGAUUAAAAUAUAUUAUCUUAACAGUUUUGUGCCACGGCAAAAUUUAUUUUAUGAAAAAAAAAACAACCAGCCGUAAAUAUAAGUCGUAUGGUAUAAAUUUAUAGUAUAUUUGCUCUAGUGUUAUUACCAAGGAGGAAGCAAGUGAACCUUUUUAUGAGCAAACCUAGGAUUUUUUUUCUUUUCUUGUUUAAAUACCUACAAUAAUUUUUUUUUUUUUAAAUAAGUGCAGUUGCAUAUUUAUUGUCGUAUCAAAUGAAGGUCGCAGCUAGAGUAAGGUCAUAUUUUUAAAUUCACACAAAACGUAUACGGAUCGAUAUGUCUGUCAAUACAAGCCAACAGUUGACUCGUGCCACUAUUAAAUCAAUAGAGAAUAGUUACCCAAAAAAUGUCUGGCCGAAACUAAUCUGUUUGCAUUUGCUCAAUACAUAGUGUUCGGUAUAUAUUUAUGUGUAAGCUCACAUGAUCCACCGUUGAAUUUGUAAUCGGCUUUUUUUUUGUGUAUCUGUAAUAAAUCAGUUAUAAACGUGAAACUAAAAUGGGUAUCAUUACAUGUGAUAAUACAGAAA